Mytilus trossulus (common blue mussel) is the source of this 1511-nucleotide messenger RNA. RefSeq lists its product as uncharacterized. The transcript is spliced from 2 exons. Gene Ontology annotation, cellular component: nucleus. The coding region runs from base 90 to 1511 and encodes 473 amino acids. Lineage: Eukaryota; Metazoa; Mollusca; Bivalvia; Mytilida; Mytilidae. Gene Ontology annotation, molecular function: DNA binding. The record is from RefSeq and is a predicted model, not a curated record.
CGCGCAUGCGGAAGACCCGUGACGUCACUUACCAGCUGAUCAGCGUUCUAUAUAUAGUAAAGAACAACGUGGAAAAGUGAAACCAAAACAUGAGAUUGAAACAGGCUAAACCUACCUUCCUCAGACAUGAUAAAAAGUACAGGUUGUACAGUCCCACGGCUUUGACAAAUGCAUACAUAUCAGUAAAGAAUAAUGAAAUGUCACAAAGAAAAGCAGCUCUUCAAUUUAAUGUCCCAAGGCAAACUCUUCGUGAUAGAAUCACUGGCAAAAUAAGUCCAGAUUGUGUCACCACUGGAAGGGCACCUGUCUUUUCGCUUGAAGAGGAGGCACGCAUUGUGGAACAUGUAAAGUCUAUGGCUUCGUAUGGAUAUGGGUACACUAGACAAGAAGUUACAGAUCUAGCUACUGAUUUUGCCCACACAAUCAAAAUAAAACCAAGGAGUGAAGAAUUUACCUUGAGAUGGUUUGAGGGUUUCAUAAAAAGAUGGCCAGAACUUAGAGUUGUUAAACCUAGAAGUUUGGAGAUUCUUCGUGCAAAAUGUGGUUCUGUUGCUAAUGUUGAAAAAUACUUUGCAAGCUUAACGGAAGUCGUCCUAAAAUACAAUCUUCAAGAUAAACCACAUCUCAUAUUUAAUGUUGAUGAGAAGGGUAUAACACUGAAUCACAAACCACCUAAUGUUGUAUCUGGAAUUGAAUGUACCACAUCAUCAGUAACAUCUGGAAGGGGUAGUACUACCACCAUACUUGGAUGUGGCAGUGCCUCAGGAUUUGCUGUUCCUCCAUAUUUUGUAUUUGAAGGGAAAAGAUUGAAUAAUGAAUUAAUGAAAGGUGCAACACCUGGUGCUGUUGGUGCAGUAUCAGACUCAGGAUGGUCCAAUACCAACAUAUUCAGACAAUAUUUAACAGAUCAUUUUCUUAAAUACAUACCUGGUAGAAACAAUGACAACGUACUUCUUCUCCUCGACGGACAUAAAUCACAUGUAGCAGUUGAUAUAAUUGAAUGGGCACAGGAACAUCACAUCAUCAUUCACGUCUUACCAGCUCAUACCUCACAUAUUUUACAACCUUUGGAUGUUGGAUGUUAUGGGCCGUUGCAGCGUAUUUACGAUAAUGAAUGUCACAAAACCAUACGUAAAAACUCCUCAGUAAUAACUAAAUAUAAUAUAUGUGAACUAGCCUGCAAAGCAUACCAGAAAGCACUGUGCCCAGAAAACCUUCAGUCAGCAUUUAGAAAGACUGGAAUAUACCCCUUGGAUAAGACUGUCAUCAACCAAGAUCAACUGAAACCAUCAGAGGUAUUUACAAGAAAUGAGGAAUGUAAAGAAACUACAGAAACUACAGAUGAACCAAAAACAGAUGAGAUCCAAAUGCAAGAAGUCGAAUUAGUCGAAGUUGAUAUGAAUAGAGAAGUAACAGAAGCUGUUGAAAGUGCUGUGACUGUGACUGUGACUGAUGUUGUUGAAGAUAUGCAAGACCAUGAUACUGAUGUACCACACUUCUUUGCGGAAUGA